AUGGAUCGGGAAAGCCUAUAUUUCAUGAGCAAGGAUGAUAAGAACACCUUCGAUUUCGAUGAGUCCCUGCCUCCGCUUCCGCUGCCGGAGUUGCGAGAUACCUUGGAGCGGUACUACACCUGCAUCCAGCCCUUUGGCACCCCCGAGGAGUUGGCCCAGGCGAGGAAGUCCAUCGAUGAGUUUCGGGACGGAGUGGGGGCCGAGCUGCACGAAAAGCUCAAGCAGCGGGCAGCCACAAUGAAGAACUGGCUGGGCACCUGGUGGGAGGACUAUGGCUAUCACUUGCUGCGCCUGCCUCUGUUACCCUACCAGCUCAUGACGAUGGCCAGCCAGCUGGAGGUGGUGGGUGUCCCAGAGACACCGGAGUAUAUGCUGAAGAGCUUCUCACGGAUAAUAUUUCACACUCUGGAGUUUUGGGAUCUUACCCGCAAGUCGGCCAUUAAGCCGCUUUCCUCGAACGGAGGCAAGAUCAAGUACUCCUCCGCACUGUACAAACGCUUCUUUUCCACAUCUCGUAUUCCCGGCGUGGAGCAGGACCACAUCGAGAAGCACUUUCUCACUAAGGAUGAGGGAAACACGCCAACGCAUGUUUUGAUUGGCGCCAAGGGCCGUCAAUUUAUCAUCAAUUGCGUGCAUGACGAUGACACAAUUCUCACUGCACCCGAAAUUCUUGUAGCUCUGCAGCGUCUGCGCAGCAUCUUGGACUACGAACCAGAGGGUGCCGGUGUUCCGAUUCUCUCCCAUGACGACAGACCCAGCUGGGCCAACAACCGUGCUCGUCUGAUGGAGAUAUCCGAUGCCAACAAAGAAACCCUGAAACUGGUGGAGGGGGCUUCCAUGGGCAUCUGCUGGGAUGAGAACACCCCCCAGGACUACGAGGAGUGCUCCCAAUUGGGGUUAUAUGGAGACACCCAUAGCCGUUGGGCGGACCACGCCAGCAGCAUCAUCGCCUACAGGAAUGGACGUUACAACUGGACGGGGGAGCACAGUUGCUACGAUGGCACCGUGAGUGUCAGCUUUGCCACAUUCAUGCAGCUGAGCAUGCUUGAGGUGCCAGAGCCGGAUUGGGGCCUGGCCGAGAGCACGCAGGUAGUGGAGCUCCAGGAACUCAAGUUCGAGCUGGACGAUACGCUCAAGAGCGAGAUAACACGUCUGCGAAAGGAGAAAGACGAGAGGGGCAUAGAUAUCACAGCGACUUUUACGGUGUUUGAUGAGUACGGCAAGGACUUUAUGAAAUCCCAAAGAUUGCAUCCAGACUCCUUUAUUCAGGUGGUCAUGCAGUGGACCUUCCACCAGAUGCACGAAGAAAUUGCGCCCACCUACGAAACCGCUUUGAUGCGACAGUAUUACAAUGGACGAACGGAGACGCUACGCUCCUGCACUGGCGCCGUGGCCGAGUUCCUCAAGGCUUCCGCUGAUUCGCGCGUCAGCGAUCUCGCCCUGGCCAAGAGCUUUCGCACAGCCGUCGACGAUCACAAGCGGGCCAUGGACGAAGCGCGCAAGGGCAAUGGCAUCGACAGGCACUUGUUUGGCCUGUGGUGUGCCGCCUACGAAAACAAAUUGGACAUUCCCGCCUUCUACGACGAUCCGCUGUAUGCGAAGAGCGGCGGUGGUGGCAAUUUUGUGCUCUCCUCCAGCACCCUCGGCUUCACGGCCAACGUGGGCUUUGUGGCACCCAUGCUGAUCGAUGGCUAUGGCGUGUUCUAUUCAAUUACCUCUGGAGCUGUCUUCAUCAAUACCACUGCCUAUCGCGACAGCAUCAAGACGAGCGCACGAAAGUUUAAUGACACCUUCAAGGCCUCGUUCCGCAGGAUAAGUGUCCUGCUGGAGCAGCUGGCCAAGGAGUCCAAGCUGUAAACCACCGGCUUAAGGGCUUAGUUUUAAGUGGACAAAAGAGAGUACCAUACCUCUUGCAACAUUUUACAAUAGGUAGUCUUGACUAUACCACAUUUCCAUUAGCAGUACAUUCUUAUAUGCGGAUUAGUCGUUCGCUUAAGGGAAAUUUAUACAGCGAAUCAUGGAGAAAAUCAUUCCUUGAAUGCGUGCCCUCGCGAAACGCGUAUUAUUCUGUUUCAUCCGCGUGCCUAUUCCCCAAAUUGAUAGGACUCUUUUCGUGCUUCGUGUUAACGUUUAUUUCAAAUUCAAUGUUUGGAUUAGUUUACGCAAAUACAUUUUCGCAUGGUAAUUUUCA
Drosophila miranda is the source of this 2191-nucleotide messenger RNA. RefSeq names its product peroxisomal carnitine O-octanoyltransferase. Gene Ontology annotation, cellular component: peroxisome. The record is from RefSeq and is a predicted model, not a curated record. The coding region runs from base 1 to 1857 and encodes 618 amino acids. The transcript has 5 exons. Gene Ontology annotation, molecular function: carnitine O-octanoyltransferase activity. NCBI's taxonomy places the organism in Eukaryota, Metazoa, Arthropoda, Insecta, Diptera, Drosophilidae.